Molecule: messenger RNA, 1149 nt
Organism: Ceratosolen solmsi marchali
Lineage: Eukaryota; Metazoa; Arthropoda; Insecta; Hymenoptera; Agaonidae
Product: probable N-acetyltransferase CML3
Exons: 2
Coding region: 234-1037 (267 amino acids)
Molecular function (GO): N-acetyltransferase activity
Source: RefSeq, a predicted model, not a curated record
AAUUCGGAAUUAAGAUUAGAAAGAGAAAGAUAGUGGACUAUUAUUUCUUGUUUGGCCAAUAGGCUCACAUUUCAUCUAUUUUUGUUUAAAUAUUCUAACCUUUGAAAUAUCAGCAAAUAUUUUGAUAACGUAAAGUGCCUAAGUUUCCUUAUCCUUAAAAGUAAGAUUAAUAAUUUGUGAAUUUACAUUUAUUAUAACAAAUACAACAUUUUUAGGUUUUUUUUUUUAUAAAAAUGAGUCACAUUGUUGUCAUUAGAGCGUACAAGCAAGGAGACGAGCUUAACUGUCACGAGGUUAUUAAGGAUGGAGUUAUCUCCUCAUUAAAUAGUGCCUUUGUUGGCAAUCUUCUCAAAGAAAUAACGUUCCAAGUAAUGAUUUUGUCGGCCGCGGUCAUGUUUAUAUUUUUUGGGAUGCCAUUCACCGUAUGUUUGUUAGUUGUACCCAUUGUUGUAAUAAUGACCUAUAUUGGUACAUAUUUAGCAUUUACUUCCAAAGUUAUGGAGGUAAAUCAAGAAAUAUCGAAUAUUGCACGGAUUUAUAUGUCAAAUGCAUUUUCUUGUUUUUGGGUAGCAGAAGCAUUUGAACCUUAUUUAAUGAGUCGCAAUCCUGCAGAUGUUUAUUAUACAGUAAUGAAUGAAAAAAAAUUUCGAGAAUCAAAUAUCGAUGUAUCUUCGCAAAGUAAAAGAAUCGUAGGGAGUAUUGGUUUGUUGAAGAGUCACAGUCUUGACAAGGGAGCUUGGAUUAAACGUCUCUGUGUUCAUAAACAUUAUCGACGCAAGGGUAUAGCAUCUUGCCUUUUAAAUGUAGCCGUCAAUUUUGCUAUUAAACAAGGUUACAGCUGCGCAAAUAUAGUUGCGUCAGAAUAUACCGAAGGUGGCAGAGAAUUGUGUCUUAAAAAGGGAUUUGAAUUGAAACAAAUGUAUCACAAACCUAUCCUUGGGUCGUUGAUUACAAUUUUAAUGUACGAGCUUACUUAUCAAAUUAAGCCUGGAGACGAUAACUAUUUUACUGUUUCUAAAAAGCUAUUUUCAUUUUGAUGAGAAAAAUAUGUUAUAGUUUUGUAAGAUUGAGUAAGCUUAAGUACGAAUAACUAAAAGAUAUUUAAUAUUUGCUAUAAUUCAAUAAGUUUCACGAUCAAGAAAGUACUUA